AUGGAAGCAGGAUAUGGUAGAAAUGGAAUGAAGAUUGGAUGUACUUAACCUAGAAGAGUUGCAGCUAUGUCUGUAGCAAAAAGAGUAGCUGAAGAAAUGGGAGUAUAACUUGGAGAUGAAGUUGGAUAUGCUAUUAGAUUUGAAGAUUGUACAGGUCCUAAUACUAUUAUUAAAUAUAUGACAGAUGGAAUGUUAUUAAGAGAAGCUUUAAUAGAUAAAGAUAUGAGUUAAUAUAGUGUUAUAAUGUUGGAUGAAGCUCAUGAAAGAACUAUUAAUACUGAUGUUUUAUUUGGAUUAUUAAAAUAAGUUGUUGCUAAAAGAAAUGAUUUCACUUUAAUUGUAACAUCAGCUACUUUAGAUGCUGAAAAAUUCUCUUCUUAUUUUUUUAAUUGCAAGAUAUUUAGAAUUCCUGGACGUAAUUUUCCUGUUGAAGUAUUCUUUACAAAUGAACCUGAAGAAGAUUAUUUAGAAGCUGCAUAAUUAUGUGUUAUAUAAAUUCAUUUAGAAGAACCAGCAGGAGAUAUUUUAUUAUUUUUAACAGGAUAAGAAGAAAUUGAUACAGCAUGUCAAGUACUUCAUGAAAGAAUGAAAAAAUUAGGUCCAGAUGCACCAGAGUUAAUUAUAUUGCCAGUUUAUUCUGCUUUACCUACUGAAUUAUAAUAAAAGAUUUUUGAACCUGCCCCUGUUGGAGCAAGAAAGAUUGUUAUAGCUACUAAUAUUGCUGAAGCAUCUAUUACUAUUGAUGGAAUAUAUUAUGUUGUUGAUCCAGGAUUCUCUAAAAUCAAAGUUUAUAAUCCAAAAUUAGGUAUGGAUUCAUUAAUCAUUGCACCAAUAAGUUAAGCUUCUGCUUAAUAAAGAGCUGGUAGAGCAGGUAGAACUGGACCAGGAAAAUGCUAUAGAUUAUAUACUGAAUAAGCAUUUAAUACAGAAAUGUUACCUACUUCAGUACCAGAAAUUUAAAGAACUAAUUUAGCUAAUACUAUCUUAUUAUUAAAAGCUAUGGGAAUACAUGAUCUAUUAAAUUUUGAUUUUAUGGAUCCACCACCUGUUUAAACUAUGAUUGCAGCUAUGGAAUAAUUAUAUGCUUUAGGAGCUUUAGAUGAUGAAGGAUUAUUAACUAAAGUAGGUAGAAAAAUGGCAGAAUUUCCAUUAGAACCUCCUUAAGCUAAAAUGUUAUUAACAGCUGUUGAUUUAGGAUGUGUUGAUGAAAUUAUUACAAUUAUUGCUAUGUUAUCUGAACCUAAUAUCUUCUAUAGACCUAAAGAUAGAUAAUAGUUAGCAGAUUAAAAAAAAGCUAGAUUUCAUAGACCAGAAGGUGAUCAUCUAACUUUAUUAACUGUUUAUGAACAUUGGAAAAAAAACAAUUUUAGUAAUGUUUGGUGUCAUGAAAACUAUAUUUAAGCAAGAUCUAUGAGAAGAGCUUAAGAUGUAAGAAAAUAAUUAUUAUAAAUUAUGGAAAGAUAUAAAUUCUAAAUUACUUCUUGUGGAAAAGAUUUUUGGAAAAUCAGGAAAGCUAUCACUGCUGGUUAUUUCUUUCAUGUUGCUAAAAAAGUAUUUAUUUUUAAUAUUUUUUAUAGGAUUAAGCUGAAGGAUAUAAAACUCUUUCCGAUAAUUAAUAAGUCUAUAUACAUCCUAGUAGUGCGUUAUUUAACAAAGGACCUUUGUGGUGUGUUUAUCAUGAAUUAGUCAUGACUUCUAAAGAAUAUAUGAGAGAAGUCUGUGAAAUAGGUAUUCAAUUUCUCAUUAUAUAUUCUUAGAACCUAGAUGGCUUAUUGAAGUUGCUGAAAAUUACUUCAAGGCUCAUAAUUAAAUGGGAUAACUCUCAAAAACUAAGAAAUCAGAAAAAUUAGAUCCAUUAAGUUGCAAAUUUGGAGAUGCUAAUGCAUGGAGACUAAGUAAGCGUAAGGGUUGAUAUUAAUAUUAUAUUUAAUAUUAUUUAUUUAUUUUAUGCUCCAUAUCACAUGUAUCAAUUCUUAACUAAAUAGAACAAAGUGACUAUCCUCAAUUCCCUUUUAAUGCCAGAAGAGUAAGUCAUUUGGUUUUGUAAUAGUGUACAACUCCAAAAUCUCAAAAACUUCAUGUGACUGAUUUACACAGAAAAACACUUAAAAAAAAUUCAUUAAUACACUGUCUUCGAUUAUUAAAAGGAUAUACAGAUGACUUUAAUCUAAAUCCAAUCCAAACUGAGAAGAAAAUAUAAAGCAAGAAAAUUAUAAAUUUAAAACCAUUAAAGAAUGUAAUUGAAAAAAUAACUCUAAUGAGAUAAUAACAAUAACCAAGAAGAAAAUCUGCAUAUGGAGAUACAUUUGGUGAAAUGACAGCAAAACAAUUUUCUAAUCUACCAACUAUUAUUUAAUAACAUCGCUAAAUUGAUGGUUAAAGAUUCGCUUUAACAAGUUUUGCUGAUAUCUUAGAAAGAAAAAAAUAAAAAAGAACCACAAGAAAACCAAGCUUAUUGAGGAAACUCACUAAAUAAGAUACAAUUGUUGGUAGUUAUUCCUGUUAAUUUAGAAUAUGAUAACAUGGAAAGACCACCUUCAUGUAAAACUCCUCCUAAAUAAAUAGUAAUCAGAUCAAUUCAUAAAUCUUAAAUUGAAUUAAAAAAAGAAAAAUAUCUAAAAAUUUAAGAUUGUAAGAUGAUCUAAUUUUUAGCUGGAAAAUCUGAAUAAUUAAAAAUAUAAAUAAAUGGCAACAAAGCUCUUACUCUUAAUGUCUAAACAACAACUCCUUAAUCUUCUUCUAUUAUUGCCAAUCAUAGAAAUUCAGCAUUAUUUCCAACACUUCCAAUUAAUAAAAUUAGCAGAUGUAUCACUAAUCCUUUUGAUAAUAAAUCUGGUCUUUAACUAAGUAGUAGAUCUAUGAAUAGUCAUCAUACCCCAUAUCUCAAAUAAAACUAAUUAUUGAACAAAUAGAUACAAUCAGAUUUAAAAAAUUUAUCUCAUCCUUUAUAAAGAUUAAGUUAUCAUUUAUGA
Messenger RNA from Paramecium sonneborni, 2972 nucleotides. Lineage: Eukaryota; Ciliophora; Oligohymenophorea; Peniculida; Parameciidae. The record is from the annotation of a GenBank genome assembly.